AUGAAUUUUCCAGUCAACAUAGUUAGUGCUGGAGAACUGUCCACGGGCAAAUGGCAAAUCGGUCUGAUUCAUAAAAAGACCUCUGUAUCCUAUUCACUCUAAAAAGGGUCAGCGAAUCCAAAGGAUGAGCGUUACUUGUAUCUUAUUGUAUUUGAGAAAUCUUUUACUGAUUUUAAUCAAAAAUGUUUUGAUUAUAUAACACAAGUUUUAAAACGUAAAUGUAUUCUUAUUCGAAGUAAAGCUGAUAUUCUUUUUAAAGAUCUUUAUCAAGAAGAAAUUGGAAAUGAAUUUAAUACAGAAACCUAUAAUAAAAAACGAAUACGUAGUAUAAUUAAAAAAACAUAUGAACAAUCAUUAAUUACUUCAAGAGAUAAUAAACAAUCAGAAAAGGUUUUUCUAACAACAAUUGAUCAAAAUAAUGAUUUAAAAGAUACAAUUAUUGGUCAAUUUGAUUUCGAAUUAUUAAAAGAAAAAAUCUUUGAAUUAUCUAGAAAAGAUUGUCGAAUUGAACAAAUAUAUAAACUUGCUCUUCUUAUUUCAAAAAAUAUAAUUAAUAUUUGUUUUCGACGUGGUUAUGUUGUUUCCAAUACUUCAUAUCAAUUAUUGGGUGCUGCUUGUAGUAUUAUACCUUUUGCUGAUGAAAUACCUACGUAUUUUGGUAAAGAAAAAAUUUGUCAAGUAUUCGGUGUUCAUGAUAGAUUUUCUUCGACAAAUAUUUUAUAUGAAACAAAAAAUUCUUUAGAAAAAUAUUUAAUACAAUAUAAAUUAAUUAUUCCAAAAGAGAAAAUUAGUUCAAAUUGUUUUCAUUAUUUAAUAUCUCAAAAUCAACAUAUAUCAAAUGAAAGAAAACAAUUUCAAAGAGGACAAUCUAUUGAUAUACAAUCGACUUGUAAUGAACAACGCAAAACUUCGAAAUCACUAAAGAAGCAUGUUCUUGGAUCUAGCGUUGCUUCUCUGGGUAUGACUGUCACAAGUACAGUAGUACAAGUAUCAGACGAUGCUCUACGUUUAGCAGUUCCUACUGUAGCAGGAGCAUUACGAGUAGUAUCUAUUGUUGGCGUUGUUGCAAGUGUUAUUGUAAUGCCGAUCGUUGCUGCAUGGACUUUCUAUAAUACAGGAAAUCGAAUGAAUAUACAUCUUCAUAAACUUUGCAAUGAUUUUUAUCAUAUUUUAAAUUAUUUUAUUGUUAAAGUAUGUAAUCAGACUUGUGAACAUAUUCCAGCAGUUGAUUUAUCUUCUUCUUCGUCUUCUUCUAAAGAAGAAACAUUACCGGACGAUGAAGAUUGGAUGUAUACAUAG
This is a messenger RNA of Adineta ricciae, 1299 nucleotides long. The record is from the annotation of a GenBank genome assembly. NCBI's taxonomy places the organism in Eukaryota, Metazoa, Rotifera, Eurotatoria, Adinetida, Adinetidae.